Messenger RNA from Anopheles stephensi (Asian malaria mosquito), 9095 nucleotides. It is a transcript of the gene Ypel, whose product is annotated as protein yippee-like CG15309. NCBI's taxonomy places the organism in Eukaryota, Metazoa, Arthropoda, Insecta, Diptera, Culicidae. Bases 1640 to 2092 code for a protein of 150 amino acids. The record is from RefSeq and is a predicted model, not a curated record. The transcript has 5 exons.
ACGCAAACACAGAAACGCCGUCGAGCGAACGAACGUGUAUGGUGGUUCCGAUGGUUGAAGCGUACCGUUCUGCUACCAUAUCAGUUACAACCGUUGCCGUAUGAAGUAGUACGCAACACCGUACGGAAAGCGUUCCCUUAUUGCGUGGCCCUCGGACAAGAACUAGAACUGAACCAAAAACCUUCUACGUGCAAGGAGCAAUAGCAAGAGUUAGAGAAGAACCUCCAUUUCCGUUUUGAGUUUCGCGGCUAGUUCUCGACGUCUUGUUUUGCAUUUCUUGCUGGAGCUUUUCUUUAACCUCGAGUGCCUGUGUGUGUGUGAGUGCGUCCGUGUCUUCUAUCCGCGAGACAGCUGUUUCGCGUCUUUUAUUGCGUUGCGGUCGGCUGAACUUCCGCUGCCAGGCAAGCAGAGGUACGGAUAUGGAGUACGUGUGAACCGCGUGUGUUUUUGAAUGCUGCCGAAAGUUUGGUGAAGUGUGCUUUGCGAAAGAUCGCUCACUGCCGUGCUCUGGAAAGGUGUUGCAGCUGAACCAGGGUGUUAAUAACCUGGAAAGUCUUCCACGCGUUCUAGAACCCCCCACGCCCCUGAACGGUGGACGAUGGUCUUAAAGUGUUGCCAAAAGCGUGAAUCCACCGAAGUUGUGUGCAUUGUCGAUGGUGUUCAGCGUUACCUAGCGACGUCCAGUUUCGCCGCCACAGUGUUCUACUUGCAGCCAUUCCCGAUAGUGGGUGCGUUUCGGUGCGCAAAGUUAGCCCAGAACCUCGCGGGUGUGCGGGAAGUUGAGUGCCCUUAUUACUCUUUUUCGGGGUCAAUAUCCGGUGCCCGGUACUCCUCCGGCUCAGAGUUCGGUGAAGAUCGCGCGCCGCACAGUGGUGGUGUGUAGUGUACAGUUUGCCCCAAGCAAGCAAGCCUCCAGCAGACAUUUCUUGGACUGUGGCAAAAUUCUCGUCGAAACGGGAAAAACAGAGCGAGAGCCGCCGUGCGAUACGAAGCGAAAAGUUGGAGAGAAACUGUGCAGAAUUUCCAAAUGGUACAAUAGUACGGACAGAGACAGGCAGAGAAAAGACAGGCUAGAGCGUACGUUUUUCCGCGUACUACAAGCAGAGAGCCAGCACAGCACAGUAACAGCAGCCAUACAACAGUCGUCGAUUGAAGUGGACUAAGCGACAGAGGAGGAAAAUAUUUUACAUUUGCGCUCAAUCCAACUACUACCGUCAACCCCAGGUGUCGUCUGUGUGUUUUUGGGGCUAGAAGAAGGAACAAGUAAAACCAAACCAACAAACUCGGAAAAGCCGGAGGAGCCUAAAUACUAUCGCAGAAGGGUGACAUUGGAGCGAGUGUACCGCAACGCUACUACUACCAAUGUCUGUAUGAUCUGUCUGUUGAUCGUAGUGUGCAUUGUGUUGCCUAGGGAAGGAUUCGUAACCUCAGCGUGCAUCAGCUAGCACAGUGACCGGUAGUUGUUCGACGGAGGAGUGGUGUAUAAUUUUAAGGCGAAAACUCUAGCAACGCUCAAGCAAACAUUUACCGUUCCUAAAGACACGGGCGAAGAUCUCCUGGUCGAAUCCUUGGUUGGUGCCGACAAACCUUCAUCCAUCCCGGUUCUAUCCUGCCAGCAGCUUCUCACGGCAGGAGACGAAUGCGAAUAACGUUCCUGUUCGAUCUACUAUUUCAGGAGGCGGCCAACGGAGGGCACGCGAACGGGCAAUCAUCAUCGGCGUCCUCUUCGUCGUCCGGAAGUGGCACAAUGGUGAAAACGUUCCAAGCCUACCUGCCGCCGACGAAUCGAACGUACUCCUGUGUCCACUGCCGGGCACACCUAGCUAGUCACGAUGAGCUUAUAUCGAAAUCGUUCCAGGGCAGCCAGGGACGGGCGUAUCUGUUCAACUCGGUGGUUAACGUAGCGUGUGGGCAAGCCGAGGAACGCGUCCUACUGACAGGCCUACAUGCCGUGGCCGACAUAUACUGUGAAUGCUGCCGAACACCGCUCGGAUGGAAAUAUGAGCAUGCGUUCGAAUCGAGCCAGAAGUAUAAGGAGGGCAAGUAUAUCAUCGAACUGGCGCACAUGAUCAAGGAGAAUGGUUGGGAUUGAUUUGCGUCGCCGGUGCGGCGCACCCGAACCAGCAGCAACAGCAGCAGCAGUGGUGGCAGCUCAUCGGCGAUAAACUAACCCGAACAGUCCAACCAACUCCACACGCAGUCCGCAGCUCAUGCCAAUGUUCCUGGGUACUUUCGUGCUGUACCGAUGGCUUUUUGAUUCACGAAUUUCACACAGCUGGCUACGUGAUUCGAUUGCUCAGAGAGGAUAGUGACGGGCACGAGGCACCGCUCGGGAACACGGUUGGUCUCGGUCUGCGUACGUUUGGAUGGUUCCCUAGCGUAUGAUAGCGUUUAGUUUAAUUUCCUUCAAAACAGUCUUAUUAAGCUAGUUUUAUCACACUAGAACAUCAUUUCCUUUUUAUCCCAUCGACUGGUUUUUUUUGUUCUUGUUGGUUCAUUCAAUCCCCGUCCCAUGAAUGGGCCUGGCUGGGGAAAGAAUUUAAAAAAAAAAAAAGCUCGUUAGGAUGUUAAAAAAGAGAGGGUUUCCAGCGAAUUUCUAUCAAUACUGCCCUUGCGUUUUUUGGAAGGUCGGAAAAUAACUAGCUACCCCCUACCGCCAGCGUCGUGAUAACCAAUACAACUCCUGCCCUUGUUUUUUCGUUUCGUUUUGUCUUACGGAAGGGACAUUUGAAAGCGGGGGGGUUGAUCCUCGUUUGCGUGCAUGUGCGUGCGCCCGGAUCGUAUUCAGAUGAAUGAUUAGAGCUCCCCGUUAAGAGGGAUGGCGGAUUUCCUUUUUUUACUAGUAGCGUAAGAUUGGAAAACACACACGAUUAACAGCUGAACAAAACUACACCGAGAAGCGUGCAUGAGCUUUCGGAAGAGCAAAAUCGUUUACGAAAUGUGCGACUGCAUGGUAUGUCUGAGAUUUGUGAAGCAAGCGUACGGAAGCGAGAGUGAUAUUAGAUUUAGCUAACACGAUAGAGAGAGAGAGAGCGAGAUGCGACGAAGAGAAGAGGAGAUGAAUAAGAGAAAAAUAAGGAAAUCAUUUAACAUUUAAACAAUGAACAAAAAAACAGAAAAAACUCAUAAAAUAUGCUACAUGAUCCUUAAAAUCAAUAGGACAAACCCACUGAGCUCGUGCUGAUGAAACUGAUUCACACUCACACUUGCACGUGUGGUGAGGGGAUUUGGGAUGAAAGCAUCAUUCGUAUUUUAGUCGAAAUAUACAAAACAACAGGAAACAAACAAAAAUCUAAUCAACACGCGAUUUUAAGGUUAAGGCUUUAGUUUUAUAUUUUUUUGUAAAGACAGACUUCUCCUUUAUGCAACACAACAACACCGGUAACCGGAUUAAGCUGUGUGUGUGUGUGUGUGUGUGUGUGUGCGUGAAUGUGCGUGCGUGCAAUAAGUGCGAUAGGAAUGCAAGAGUGGUGUGGAAUGAUCGUGAUAGCUGUAUAAGGACUCAAACACUGUGACACUUGGUUUUUGGAGAAGAAAAAAGGUACACGAACAGAAGCGAGAUGAGAAUAAUCAAAAAAACAUCAAAACAGGAGAAGAGAAAAGAAGUAAAACUGCAAAACAAUACAUUUAUUUCCCUUUUUUCACCCAAACAUUAUAAAACAGUUGCUAAACAAAAUGGUGAACACUGAAAACCCAAACAGGAAUCGAAAAGUUGAAAAAUCGUAAAUCAAUUAACAGAAUGUGAGAGCGAGAAAGGGUGUGAAAUGUGAUGCGUGUGAUGUAAGAAGGAUGUGCAAAACAACCGGAUAAGUGAGCUUGUGCGUGCGCGUGUGAUAAGUGCGAUCUAACUAACCACCCCUCUUCGGCGCUGAAUUUCGAUUCGGACGCUGGUCCCAAAGCGUCCCCCUCGCCCCCCCCCCCCUUCUAAACAUCCUUUUUAAAACUGUGUAUGUGAUCUAACUACUAGUUAUUAGGCUACCACCCUUCGUUUCCUUCGUAUGUGUGUUGAAACGCAGAUCAGAAAAUUUGAACCCGAACAUGGAACCAUCGUAACGAUUGCUGAUAGAAAACAAAACAAACAUGAAAGUGCAUCAACCGAGUGCGGAAAAGCGGUAGAAAAUGCAAAACUGCACCGUACGAAACAAAACGAUAGCAAAACAAAAGCUACAGAAUCUGUCCACAGGAGUGCAGCUGUUACAAGUUGUUGGAAGUGAAGUGAUACUGCCCAUCGAGGAGUUCGGUCACAGCAUUAGGUUCUAACGAUACCAUAACGCUAAACAGUAGUUUAAACUGAACUAUCUAAUCUACGCAAAACAACACAAUAUGGCGUGGCUGCGAGAGAAGAAAGUGAAGCAGAAGAAACAAACAAAACAACAACUACUGCCAAUAGAACCAAUUCAAAAUAUGGAACGAUGUUAUGUAUGUGUGUGUGUGUGACAAAAACACUUGCUAGCCGGACAUGUAAAAAAGCAACAGGACACAAAGCAUAAACGAACACAUAAAACCGCCUAUAAACAAUAAGACACAUCGUGUUUGCGCCUUUCCUUGCGUGUAUCGGGGGUUGAUCAAUCGAAAUGAUCGAACCCUCGGACGCAUUGGAUGUGCGAUACGAUGACGGAUGUAGCUUUGUCGGUGUUUUUGUGCAUCUUGUGUGCCUAGCGCCUAAGGUACUCGGUGAACUUCUUGUAACGAAAAUGUGAACUUGUCUUGUUUCACUGCUUCGUUUUAAACUCCAAAAUGAUCUCCCUUAUGUUUUCUGUUUUCUUAUAUUCUUUAUCGUUUUAUUUUACUUUAUUUUCAUGUUUUUUCUUCUAUUGUUUUGUGUUGUUUCUUCGCAACACAAUGCUUAUGAAAAGUUUUAUAUGUUAUUUUUGUAUUUUUUUUUCUAAACUAACUUUUUUCCUAGUGGCAUCUUUCAAAUGUGCAGUGAAUUUUUUUCUAUCCUUUUUUUUUUUGAUAAGUGAUUUGACUAAUGUGAUGUGUGCGAUAAGCGUGAAUCGGUGUAUGUGAUGCUGAAUGGUGGCUGUAUGCGAGUGAAAACAUGACGGUGUGGAGCAGGAUAAAGGGGAAGAGAGGGAGAGAGAGAAAGAGAGAGAGAGAGAGAGAUAGAAAACGAGCAGCAAACUCAAUGCAAUUCCUACGUUUUUUUGUAUUAGAAGCAGAUUUUAUAUGAAAUACCAUGUACUGUGUUAAAACGAUGCGUUACAUGCAAGUACUUUAUCGGUGGAAAAAAAACCCCUAAAGGCUCAAAUCGAGCAUUAUUUUUGUGAAGCCACAGCUACAAGAAAACGGAUUAUUAUAUAGUUUAAAGCAAACAAAAAGGAAGUGAUUUAUUUCAGCACUUAAUAACGAUUGCACCCAUUAUGAGUCGGUGUGGGUUUCCUCGAUUUUUUCCCCCUUUCGUUCUGUUGUGCAAUGGAAGAUUCUUAUUAGAUUUUUCUCAUCGCUGCCGUUUGGUGGGAUGAUAUAGAAGCAGAGAGAGAGAGAGAGAGAGAGCGAGCGAGCGGGACAACGAGAGAAGGAUAGGCGAGCGACCCAACAAUAAGCCUCGGUUGGAUAAUAAUUUUAAAUUGCAUCGGUUUCGCAAAUUUGUUCUAAUAUCGCCGAAAGCUAGAACAGUGAAAUAUUAUGUUUAACUGUCGUAAGAAAAAAAGAUAAAACCCAAAAAAAAAACAAAACAAACAAUGCAAAAGUGAUCGAAACUAUACGCUAAAGAAAAAUUGGAACAGAAAACAUGAAAGUGGGAAGCAGAUUAAGCGAAGGAAAAAAGAUUAAAAAAAACACAAAAAAUCUAAACAAAAAAUUAACACAACACAAAUACACACACACAUACAAGGAAGGAGCGAAGAAAGAAAAUGAAAAAGGAAAUAGACGAAAUGGAGAAGGGGAGAGAUAGAAAAAAAAACAACUACAGAAUAAUUACUUUAUACACUUUGUAGGCUGUAAGAGAUAUAUACAAACGAGGUAAAAUUACUAGAUAAUACGUUGAAUACUGCGAUAUGCGCGCGAAAAAGAGGAAGAGAGGGAAGCAAAAAGCCCCGAACAGAUCGAUGGAUAACGUGAGGAUGAAAGAGAUAAAAUUGUGUGAGUGCGGUAAGAAGCACGGUAGGAAGCACGAAAAAUGCAAAGAAAAAAAAAACAAGCAAAAAAAGUCUUAAAAAAACUAUUAAAUAAAACACUUAACUGUUUCAGUAAAUUGUUGUUUUAGUUUUCUAUACUUUAUUCUUUAUUCUUGCUUGAUUGUUGGCAGUUGGUUUUAUCUCGUGAUGCUUUUUUUUCGUUUAAAAUAUUUUUCUGUUUUUAUAUUAUAUUCAUCAUCUGGUCACCUUUGUUGUGUCAUUUUCUCAUCUUUAACAUACUCCUUUUUUGUUUUCUAUUACUCUUACCUUUAUUUAUUCAUUUUCCUUUUUUAAUAUACUCGAACCUCACUUAAAACACACAUUUAUAAAAUCCAUAUUUCAUAUCGUGCAGUAGAAAAUCGGCAAACCGUUUGCAUUUAGAAGCCAAAUACUUAUCGCCUCAUUAAACACAUACACGGUGCGAAAUAGUUUUAAGCGCAGUCACGGCUCUACUCGUCCAUUACACGUGCAUAUAGCUCUCACUGUUACACGUCGUUAUCGUCGUCGUCGUCGUUGCCAUGUUUAUCAUAAUCAUUCUCAUCAUCACCGUCGUCGUCGUGUAGUGUUGUGCUUGAUUGUAGCCGCAGCGAACCAGCGAAUCGUAUUGAUGUCGCAUAGUGUAUGGUAGAUUAAUCGAAUUGAGUAGUGAGAUCGGGGUAGAUCGAUAGCAUAAAGUCGAAACAAGUAGAACCAAGUCAGGCAACGUUACGGAGUGUCGGCCAUGUCAUAUACCGAGUGUACACAUGUUUAAAACAGCAAUCGAAGUUUUUUUUUUAAACAUGGAGACACUUGUUAUAUUAUUUGGGAAACGUGCCCUCUAACAGUGUCAUAACGAGAGGCGAAAAAAACGUACGAUCGUCCUUUUGUGGAAGGUGAUCGCUUCUGUUACUUUUGCUAAUACACGAUCGAAUUAGCGAACCAAAUAAACCCCCUAACACGGUAUAGCUUUCGCAAACGAGAUAGGCUAGCGAUAAAUUUAACGUGAUCGGAAUAGUCGCCGUGUGAGACAAGGCAUUGCACACAAAGGAAAGUGAUAAUAAUUUAUACAUCUUCAAUUCUUUUGUUAAGUAUCUCUUCCGCAUACAGGCUUCACCACAAUCAUCACCUCCACUUGACUGAUUGCUCUCACUGAUUUAUUUGCAAAAAAGGAACAAAAAAAUGGAUACUAAUUUAAUUUAAUAAUUUAAACGUUUUGAAACAAAAGUUAUAAAAGUAUUAUUAGCAGAAGGUAAAAGGUGGAAAAGUCAGCUAAAAAAAAUUGUGAUAUUUCAAAACCAAGAUAGAAGAAAGAUAAGUAAAAGGGUAGAACAAAAAAAAACGGACGAACCAGAUUAAAACAUUUUGAUUAAUUUAACCAGAAACGAGACAUGCAAAACGAAUCAAUAGUUGGUGCUGAUACUGAUACGCAAACACGAGAUUAUCAAGGUGAGAACGGAAAAAAAACAAGGGAUCGUUACUAUUACGGGGCAAAUCUUAUUCGGGCCUUCUGUUUGGAGUACGAGGAUAAUAAUAUUACUACCACUACCGAUGUAGCCUGUAGUGAUUUAAUGCGUCAUGAUUGUGCGUGUGCGUGUAUGUGUGUUUAUGUGUGUCGGGAGGUUCCGGUGGUCUUAUUUGUUUUUUUCCGGGAUGCAAAACGAGUGGAACACACGAUCGAUCGAUAUUCCAGCAGCCAGCGCGCGUGGAUUAGAUUUUCCCCGGACGAUGAGAAGGUUGUUCGUUCCUGUGUGUUGUUGAUAAGUGAUUUGAGAGUGGAAUCAGAUGCUGACAGCUGGUGCCUGGAGUGGGUGUUUGAGUGUGAGUGAUUUUUUUUUGUUACGUUAGUUGGUUUAUCACACACAAUUAUUCUGGACGUGUCAAUUGUGAUUAAAUGGAAAUAGCAGAGAAAAUAAGGAAAAAAUAGUUGGAAGUUACAUUUGUGUUUGAAAAUUAGUAACAAAACAUAAAACUCAACCUUAAAAAAAAGAAACAAAAAGAGAGAGAAAAAGAGAAGGAAAAGGAAAAGAAGCAAGUGAUACAAAGGUGAACAAUGAAGUGAACAGGAAAAAACCCUUAUUUCCUACACAAACCAUUACAAGUUAAGCAAAACCGACCAAAAAAGUAGCAAAUCAAGGACAUAGGAAGAAGAAAAAAACAAAAACAGAAACAAAACAGUGAUGAAAAAGAAACGUUUAAUAAAGAAGGCACAUCUCAUUUGGCUAAACUUGCAAUAGAAAAUGGAGAAAAGGUCGAGACAGUAGCAAAAAAAAAACAGAAGAAGAAACAUAUUUACAUGAAUCAUCAACCGAAACAGAAAAAGGAGGAAGCAAACAAAAAGGUGAUUACGAUAGUAAAACAUAAUAGAAACAAACAGAAAAGAGUGAGCAGUUUGAAUGGCGAAUGGCGAAGGAAUGGUGUGAAAAACUUGUGAAGGGAUUUUUUUAAACAUUCUAUUUUUCUACAAAUAAUUUCUAUUUUCAAAUCACACAAAAUAGAACGGUAAUAGAGAGAGAGAGUGAUACGGGAAGCCUGAAAAUUGGCGCUAAUAAAAAAUUAUACUCAAAGUUGUAUAAGGAACAAGGGGCGAAUCUGGGAAACGAACAGUUGGAAAAGUUGGCGGAAAAGUUUGUAAAGUAACAGGCUGACUGCUGGAAUCGUUGGAAUUUUUGAAUGCGAGACAAAUCACGUCUGUGGUGAAGUGAGCAGAUAGAGCGAAAAGGACCAGAAUUUAAAAAAAACCGGAAAAAGGGGAGGCACCUCAAACAAUGUUGCAGUCACUUGAAAGUAUUACGAGAAUUAAAUUGCAUUAGCCGAUUUGCUUCACGGGUUUUUUGGCACAGGUGUCGAUCAAGAUCCACCUUGAAAUUGUGUUUCCCACUCACUUGGGGAAAGAAAUAAGAAGAAACAAAUCGUUUGAAACUCGUCCUAAAAUUAGUAAAUCAAGCUUUGACAAAGGGUAGUACGAAACGAAAGUAGUACGAAAAAGUAAGAAAAAAA